GCAAGAGCACGACGACAGCCAUGCUCACGUGGGUGCUGCGCCAGAUGGGGUUGCCCCUCGCUGCUGUCAUCGGCGCCAAUGUGCCUCAGUUGCCAGGUGGCGGCAACGCAUUGGUGGAUGACGGUGCAAGCAUGAUGGUGCUGGAGGCGGACGAGUACGACGGUGCCUUCCUGGAGCUAUCCCCGGGCAUUGCGGUGGUGACCAACGUGGAGUGGGAGCACGUGGACCUCUUUCACAGCGAGGCAGCAGUGCGGACAGCCUUCGCGCGCUUCACCAGCCGCAUAAAGCGGGGCGGCGUUCUUGUAGCAUGUGGCGACAAUGCAGGCUCUCGAGCGCUGGUCUCCCGCCUGCGAGCAAGCCACGGCGACGCCACGGCCACAGCCCCUCAUGCUGCUGCCACUGCCGCUGCCUCGCCUCGCACGGAUAACAGUUCACAGGGUCCUGAUAGUGCUGCUGCUGCUGGCGCCAGUGCAAGGGCCGCUUGGCUGGAUGUGGAGGAGGAGGUACGGACAGCUGUCACGUAUGGAUUGGACGAGGGCAACGACUGGCGGGCCAUCAUGCUGGCGCCCAACCAAGCGGGCGGCACGGACUACGUGACGGUGUUUGCCGGCCGGCCCAUGGCGCGAGUGAGCCUGCAGCUGCCUGGCGUGCACAACGUGCUCAACUCCCUCGCUGUCCUCGUUGUUGCCGCCCAGCUGGCAGCCCGUGACGCGCCGACAGCUGGCGACGCGGCACGGGUGGAGGCGGCAUCACUGGAGCUGCAGCGGGCGGCGGUGGCACAGGCGGCGGAGCAGCUGGGGCGGUUUGAGGGGGCGGAGCGGCGGUUCCAGGUGGUGGGGCGGGCGGGCAAGUGGCGGGCCACGUUCGUGGAUGACUAUGCCCACCAUCCCUCUGAGGUGCGCUGCCUUGUGCAUGUGGGUAGUGCUUUUUGGCGCACACGGCGGUCACACCCCUCCCCCUCUGAGGUGCGGGCAGUGCUGCAGGCAGCGAGGCAGAGAUACGAUGAGCAGCCCAUAUGGGUGGUCUUCCAGCCGCACACUUUCAGUCGGCUGGCUCAAUUAAUGGACGACUUUGCGCCCUCCUUCAGCGCAGCAGACCGCGUCAUUGUCACUCAGGUGUACUCUGCUCGCGAGGAGAACCGGUGGGGUGUCUCUGGUGCUGACCUGGCGGGCAACAUCACUGGCCCACCUGCUGUCUACGUGCCCAGCCUUGACGAUGUGAUCGACCGGCUGGAGUGGGAGGUGAAGGCACGAUGCCUUGCCACCGACACUGCCACUGCCACCGCCACCACAGGCAGCACAGGGAGCACCACAGAUGGCAGUGGUAUUAUAGGCGACAGCAGCAGCAGCGGUGGCAGCAGUGCAGGCAGCAGCGAGGGUGGGAAGUGGGAGGGGCCGUUGUGGGACGCAGUGAGCAUAGCGGGGGGGCGGCACGGGCUCAAGGCACAGGACGUGGUCAUCAUGACACUCGGAGCAGGUGACAUCACUCGCAUUGGCCCGACUCUCCUGGAACGUCUUUCUUCGCGAGCUUGA
This is a messenger RNA of Closterium sp. NIES-65, 1532 nucleotides long. NCBI's taxonomy places the organism in Eukaryota, Viridiplantae, Streptophyta, Zygnematophyceae, Desmidiales, Closteriaceae. The record is from the annotation of a GenBank genome assembly.